Molecule: messenger RNA, 1507 nt
Organism: Striga asiatica
Lineage: Eukaryota; Viridiplantae; Streptophyta; Magnoliopsida; Lamiales; Orobanchaceae
Source: the annotation of a GenBank genome assembly
CUCUCGGCACGUGCUCUGCAACCAAAACCCCAAAACCUUCUCCUUGGUCCGCCAUUCCUCCUUUGUUCGUAUAAUCCUUAUACUUCUCUUUUACCUCAAUUUCUUAUCAGAAAAGGAACACAAUCAACAGAAUAAUUAGCUUGGCAAUAGCCACACAUGAAUCGAUUGUUGAUUCCACUCUUACCUUUUUAGUUUAUCUGAACUUGCUGCGGUGUAUGUGCAAAAAACGAUGCAACGCAUGAAGCGAGGUGGGUUUUAUGUGAAGGGAAAAUGGUCAAAUGUUUUGAGAUCAGCUUUUAAUGGAUUGAAGCAUGGGCCCACCAGCGCUGCCUCUGACUUCGGGUUCGCUGGGCUUUCGUCUUUGGCGGCAGAAAGAUCAGUAAUAAGUGAAUUCUCCGAAAGGGUUGCACGGCAAGUUGGUGGAAACUCUAUCCUACUCAGAAAUCAGUGGGCCAGGCAACAUGGAUUGCUUCAUCAGUCUCCAUAUCAACUUGCUACAAGCGAUGGACAGAAAUUAAGAAGUCCUUCUUCUAUUAGAUGCUUUGCAUCCAAAACUACAGAGUCAAACAGUAAAAAGGAAUCGCAGACUCAAAAAGAGAUUUCCACUAUUGAAGAUCCGUUUGACGCUCCAACUUAUAAUAUCCCGCAAAAGCCAGUGACAUUCACAGAGGGAGCUUCUUAUAGCCUUGUAAUUCUUGCUGGUCUUGGCAUUGCUGGUGCUGCAGCUUACGGGGUUUUCAAGGAACUUAUAUUUGAACCCAAGGAGUACAAAAUAUUCAGCAAGGCUUUGGAUAGGGUCCAGAAUGAUGGCCAAGUUAAGGUGAGAAUCGGAUCCCCAAUCACGGGCUAUGGAUCAGAAAGUAGAAACCGUGCUGCUCGUCAACGUAUUCCAAAUAAAAUAUGGAAGGACGAAGAGGGAGUUGAGCAUAUAGUGGUGAAUUUCCACAUUCGGGGGCCACAUGGCGCGGGAAAAGUCUUCACAGAGAUGUUCAAGGACAAAGUCGACAAGCAAUGGAAAUUUAUGUAUUUAAUUGUUGAAAUCACUUCGCCUUCACCAGCUCAGCUGAUGCUCGAGUCUUAUGUCCCUGCCUGAGGGAAUACCUAAAUCCUUUUGCGAAUAUCUGAUCCCUCAAGCUUAAAGUUUGUCUGGAGAUACUGAGAGAUUUCUCCCUUUAUUUUGUCUCUUUUUUUCCAGGUUUUGGUUACAUUGUAUUUGAUGGUCAGUUUUUUGUCCAAGGUGGUGGUUGGUUCAUUUCUUCACCCAUUUUCGACUCUUCUUUGUUGAAUUUCUUUAUUUAUUUAGUCCUCAUCAGCACCAUUGUAUGAAUAAGAAACUUUCUUGUGGAGUCGAUACACAUUAUUUCACUUGUAUUGAGGAAACGAGAUUUUCAGGGAUGUGAAGAGGAUUUAUCGACUUCUCCAACCUUAGACGUUUAUACCUGUAUGAGAUUAGAGAUUACUGAGUAAAAUAGUUAUUCGAGAUAUCUAGAAAACUAUUGAAAUUGCA